Molecule: messenger RNA, 2519 nt
Organism: Ruditapes philippinarum (Manila clam)
Lineage: Eukaryota; Metazoa; Mollusca; Bivalvia; Venerida; Veneridae
Product: putative amine oxidase [copper-containing]
Exons: 3
Coding region: 17-2401 (794 amino acids)
Biological process (GO): amine metabolic process
Cellular component (GO): plasma membrane
Molecular function (GO): primary methylamine oxidase activity; quinone binding; copper ion binding
Source: RefSeq, a predicted model, not a curated record
UUUAUUCAAGGUGAAGAUGCCAAAGACAGAGCAACCUUCGAUCAUCCGGCGUACACCUCGUGUUUGCUAUGUUGUUGUUGGACUACUCUGUUUUAUCAUUGUCGGGAUACUCAUAGCGUCUGGAAUUAUCAUUCAUCGUCUUAAUGUUAAAAUAUCGUCAUUUCACGAAGAGGAAAAUUGUCCGUCACGUGAUCAAAACAUAAACCUUGACCCUCCGGAAAUACUUCCGCCUUUUUAUGAUCUUACAAAAGAUGAAAUUUUAGCAAUUAAAAGAUUUUUAUAUAGACAGCCAGAUCUAAACCUUGUUCAUGCAUCUGAAAUUCAUACAAAUAAAAGUUUUAUAUAUACAAUGGAACUAUAUGUUCCAGACAAAGAGGAAACUUUGAGAUUUCUCGAUGAGUCAGGGCCUGCACCAAAAAGGGAAGCCAAGGUUAUUAUCUUUAGGGGUGACAAAAAGGAUCCUUUUGUGCAAGAAAUAAUUGUCGGACCACUUCCAAAUCCAACGGAGAAACGAUCAGAGAAACAACGACCGUUUACGUAUCGACCAGUAUCAAUACCUGAAUUUAUGUGGGCCCAAGUUGUUAUGAACUAUUACUUGGAACAUAGAGUAAAUCAUAUUUUAGAAGAAAGUUAUGGAGGAAAGAUAGGUAAAUGUGUUGACAAAUGUUUAGAGUUUCAAAUGAUCACACAGAUGUCUCCGGUAUCAUCAGGCGAACCAUCAUCGAGGAAAAUAUGGUUUUGGCUUGCACCUGUUGGUGAGUUUUGGAGCCUUAACCCAAUUGACUUCUCUGUGCUGUUGGACAUGACAAGCACCAAAAUCGAAGAAUAUAGAAUAGACAAAAUAUACUAUGGAAACAAUAUGUAUAAUUCAGUCGAUGAUCUUGUUACUGCUUAUGAUUCAGGCGCAAUUUCUAAAACUAAAAUUAAGUUUCCAACCAUAAACAAGAACUGGUAUUCUACUCUGAACAGGAGGGGAACUUUGUUUCCGGAGGAAGGUUUACUACCGCCGAGGGAGUUUGAACCGAGUGGAAAACGAUAUUCCAUUAAUGGCUGCCAUAUUAAAUACAUGGGCUGGAGUUUUGACGUAAGAAUGUCGACAAUUAGUGGUCCUCAGAUAUUUGAUAUCCGGUACAACAAUGAAAGAAUUGUUUAUGAAAUGAGUCUACAAGAAAUUGCUGUUUUUUAUUCUGCAAGCAGUCCUGCACAGCGAUUUGCAGACUUUGUUGACGGUGUAGCCAUGAUAGGUUCGCGAAUAAAGUUCCUUGUUUCCGGUGCAGAUUGUCCUGCUCACUCAACUUAUUUAAGUUCCGAUGUAGUUCUUGAAUACUCUGAAGAUCCAAUUCAUUUUAAUCGAGCAUUCUGUGUUUUUGAGCAUAAUACAGGUGUUCCAUUGAGGAGACAUCUGUCAUUCCAAGGUAACAGGAUGUUUUAUGAAGGAAUGAUGGAUACGGUUCUGACACUUAGAACAGUUGCAUCGCUAGGCAAUUACGAUUAUAUAGUAGAUUUCAUCUUCCAUCAAAACGGAGGUGUGGAAUUUAAAGUGAUAUCAACGGGCUACAUAUUGACAUCUUUUAGACAUCCAUCGGAAGAUAGCUACGGUUUCCGCUUGCGCGAUCAUAUGACCGGAAACAUUCACCACCACAUGUUUCAUGUAAAAGUUGACCUAGAUAUUCACGGUCAUAAUAACAGGUUUGAAACGAUCGAAAUAGUUCCAGACGAAGUCAGCAUAACGGCAUUUGCAAACACUAGCAGUAAGUAUCAUCAGACAAAAAUGGUUCGUCAUGUUGUUGAUUCAGAAAAAGAGGCAGCUUUGAAGUUUGACUUUGAUGUACCGAAAUAUCUUACAUUUUACAACAAGGACUUCUUAUCUUCUACCGGUGCUCCAAGAGCAUAUAGGCUGUUUACAAGGGGAAUUUCAAAACAGGUUGUCAAAGAAGGUACUGGACAGGAACCGACUAUUUCGUGGGCACGUUAUCAGGUAGCUGUAACAAAAUAUAAGGAAACUGAAAGGCGAAGCAGUUCACUGUAUGCUAUGUAUGACGGUAUGGACCCAGUUGUAAACUUUCAGAGUUUCAUUGACGACAACGAGACCAUCACUGAUGCGGAUCAAGUGGCAUGGCUGACAUUGGGUAUACAUCACAUUCCUCAUAUGGAGGAUAUUCCUGUCACUCACACAGUUGGCCUUGACCUUGGAUUUUUUCUUCUACCAUUUAAUUACUUUAACGAAGAUCCUGCGAUGGGUUCCGGGGAUGCCAUACGAAUUGAACCGGAAAUACAAAGUGACUUUACUCAAGGAAUAAGAAUAGAAACCUACGGAAAGUCUGCAAUUGGACAAUGCAUCCCUUCUCAGUCACCGUCUAUGGACAGACUUAAGAGAAAUCCAAAGAGUUUAUUUGGCUAAAUGUCUUUCGGACGUGUGGAUUUCAUAUCAGGUUAUAAAAAUUCAGCAUUUUUGUUGUAAAUCACAAGGUGUUACUUGUUGUAAAAUAUGUUUGAACAAUUAGAUCUAGACCUAUUAA